UAUUAGUUUUCUCUCUUAAUGUGGCAUAUCUCUAAGUACAUAUACAGUGCACUCUGUAUGUUUAUUGAUUGUGACACAUUCUCUUGGGCUCUAUACUCCAGUCAUUGUUUGAUGUCUCUAGCAGCCUCUGGGAUGUGCAGAGGAAGACCUCUCUGGUUUUCUAGGCGAGGGAAGGAUUCCCAGAGGACACAUGACAUCUGUUGUGGUUUUCUUCCAUAGAGACCUGCAUCACCAGGCAGUGCUCAGAUAGACCUGGUUUGUUGUUAGGCAAACCACGCAGUACUGCCUGAUGCUAGUCAACAAGGUUGCUUGAAUUAUUGUCCAAGAAAGUGCAACGCUCAUGCAGGAGAGAAGAAGAUCGAGAGCAAAGGCCAUCGUCAUUCAGAAAACAAUGUUAGUCUAAGGCUACACUUUGGAGAAUGGAUAAAACAGGUGAUGUUAGUGCUGGGGGCAACCAAUGGCAAAGACUGCUCAGAUGGCAACGGGAGCAGAAAGUGAAUGAGGAAGGAGAAGAAGGAGUCAAGGAUGGAGGGAAACUCAAUCUGGAUCUGAAGUUGAAAGUUAAUUGGAAAGAAUGGUUGGUUGAUCCGGCAGAACAGUUUUAUUAUGUCUGGCUACAGGUCAUGAUCUUCCCCGUUGUCUACAACUGGGUGAUCAUCAUUUUGAGGACGUGCUUCACUGAAAUUGCACUGAGCUACCUGCCUGUGUGGCUUACACUGGACUAUCUGUCAGACCUCAUGUAUAUGGUUGACAUGAUCAUCACUGUUCACACAGGUUACUUGGAUCAGGGCAUCCUGAUCAAGGACCUAACUCAGCUGAAGAAGCGCUACCUGCACUCUAAACGAUUCUUGAGGGACCUAGCUUCCCUGCUGCCCACUGACUUCCUCUAUUUUGUCUUUGGCAUGCAAACGCCGCUGGUGAGGAUCAACCGCCUUCUGCGUAUGCCACGACUCAACGAGGCCCUGGAUCGCAUGGAGACGAGGACCUCCUACCCCAACACUUUCCGCAUCUCCAAGCUCAUGAUCUACAUCUUUGUGUUGAUCCACUGGAAUGCCUGUCUCUACUUUGCACUGUCCAGCUACAUCGGCUUUGGAAGUGAUCGUUGGGUCUACCCCAACAUCACCGACCCAGAGUUUGCCUCCAUGCGUCGUCAGUACUUUUACUGCUUCUGGUUCUCUGCCCUGAUUUUCACCACAGUAGGGGACACCCCACUGCCAAAAAGGGAAGAGGAGUACUUGUUUAUGAUUGCAGACCUGCUCAUUGCCGUGCUGGUGUUUGCAUCAGUUGUUGGCAAUGUUGGCAAUGUCAUCACAAGCCUAAGGGACCGUGAUAAUGUCUUCUUCCCUAACCAUGAGCUGGUCAAGGCAUAUCUGCGUAGCCAUUACGUAAGCAAGGAGCUUCGACAGCGUAUCGACAACUGGUACCAGCAUCUUCACAUCAACAAGAAGAUCAUGCGAGAGAAUGAAAUCCUGCAGCAGCUGCCCAUACACCUGAGGACAGAGAUCGCUGUCAGCGUUCACCUUCCCACACUUUCCAAAGUCACCAUCUUCCAGAACUGUGAGAAAAGUCUUCUGGAGGAGCUGGUGCUUAAACUAACACCUCAGGUGUUCAGUCCAGGAGAGUACGUCUGCAGGAAAGGAGAUGUGGGCCAUGAAAUGUACAUCAUCAAAGAGGGAAAACUUGCAGUUGUAGCAGAUGAUGGGGUCACAGAGUUUGCUGUGCUGGGUGAAGGGAAUUUCUUUGGGGAAAUUAGUAUCCUCAACAUCAAAGGUAACAGGUCAGGCAAUCGUCGCACUGCCAACAUCCGAAGCAUUGGCUACUCUGACCUGUUCAGCUUGUCCAAAGAGGACCUGACAGACGUGCUAUCCGAGUUCCCUGCAGCCAAACGUCACCUGGAGGAGAAAGGCAGACAGAUCCUGACCAAGAUGGGCAUGUUGGAGGAGAGUGGGGAGGGAGAGGAGGAAGAGACAGAGAAAGUCGAAACCAAGAUAAAAAGGCUGGAGAGCAACUUGGAAAUCCUGCAAACAAAACUAGCUCGACUUAUGGUGGAAUUAGAGUCGAGCAACCGCAAGAUGCAGGCCAGGGUAGAGCAGCUGGAGUGGGAGGUGGCAGCAGUGGAGACUCAGCUGCCAGAAGAUGGGGAAGAAGGAGAAAAGGCACAAGGUAGAGGAGAAGGGGUGGGAGGGGAGGUUGACUGGGAGCGAGAAGAGGCAGAAGGAGAGGAAGAGGAGGGUUCAGAUGCAAAGGUAAAAAAACAGGGACAAGGAGAAGAUGGUAAUGAUGUGACCAAAGAGGGAGAUGGAGAGAGCACCAAAAGUACAAAAGAAGACGUGGAAAGGAUUUUGGAUGGAGAUAAAUCUGGGUUGAAAGACCCGGAAUAUCAGGAAAAGAAAAAAGAAGAUGAUGCAGAGAAAACCAGAGAGAAAGGAGAUGACAGACCUGGAAAAGGAGAUGGAGCUGAGAUUGAACCUGAAGAUGAAAAAGAAGAGAAAAAUGGAGAGAGAGAUUCUGAGGAGGGGAGAGAAAAGGCUGAAGAAGACUCAGAAAAAAGAGAGACGGGGCAGAAAGAUGAAGGGCAGAAAAAAUGAAUGAAAAAGCAAAAUAACUGAAAAGGAGAGUGAAGUUAAAAAAAAUCUAAGUGUGUAUUUUUGUCUGUAGGCGUUUGUCUGUUUUAUAUUAUUAAAAAUAUUGAAAACCUCAACAGCUCAUUGACAGACUUUCUGCAGUACAACGUUGCACCCCUAGAUGGCAGCAUUGUACCCCACUGUCGAUUGAAACUACAUGACAGAUUUUUCUUCUUAAUUUGAUAAAAUACUUUAGAUAAAUUUUUGUAGGUUGAAUGCAGAUGAAUUGAUUGCUUUUAAAAGGAAUUCAAUGAACAAAUGUUAAGUGGGGUUUUGUCAUAUGUAUAUUAA
Messenger RNA from Siniperca chuatsi (mandarin fish), 2915 nucleotides. It is a transcript of the gene cnga4, whose product is annotated as cyclic nucleotide gated channel subunit alpha 4. The coding region runs from base 420 to 2588 and encodes 722 amino acids. Lineage: Eukaryota; Metazoa; Chordata; Actinopteri; Centrarchiformes; Sinipercidae. The transcript is spliced from 7 exons. Gene Ontology annotation, molecular function: intracellularly cAMP-activated cation channel activity; protein-containing complex binding; cGMP binding. Gene Ontology annotation, cellular component: plasma membrane; intracellular cyclic nucleotide activated cation channel complex. Gene Ontology annotation, biological process: monoatomic cation transmembrane transport. The record is from RefSeq and is a predicted model, not a curated record.